AUGACGCUUCAGGCAAUAAGCAUCACCACCCCGACCGGAAUGACGUCUUCCGCUUCGUCUCCAGGUCAUGGAACUAAAAAACGACGUGUAGAAAGACGUGAACGAUUACGUAAAAGUGCUCUAUGCAAACACUUUGACAAACCUGGCGGUUGUCCGUUCCCCAAUUGCAAAUUUGCCCAUGGACGAAUUGAAGUAAAUGACAAGGAUCCACAUUCAGUGGCAGCUCAACGAAAACUUAUUCGGGAACAAGCAAUUUAUCGUGCAGAAGAGCAAUUCCAAACGAGAGAUGAAGGAGCCGUCACUUCGAAACGUCGAGGCACAAUGAUUGAGCGCUACUAUACUGAGAUGUUUUCGUGUGACACGAUGGGCAAACCAAUGGAGGAUCAGUACGUGCACAUGCAUUCAAACCGUCUAUGUGUAGUUGGUGUGGCUGAAUCCCAUCCAGUCAUGCAGGAAGAGGUGGUGAGUAUUGAGUUUUCACGGAAUGUAUUGGACAACCGAGUGACGGGCAAGAAGAAGAAAGGUGGCUGCUUUAUGUUGCCAAACACGGUGAUUGGCGUCCUCAAGUGCAAAAGUGGCCGUGAGUUCAAGCUCUAUAGCUGCAUUCGAGGCUCGUUGAUCGAAGUUAAUGAACGUCUGCAAAAGGAGCCAGAAUUGCUCAAGCAAAAGCAUCAAUCGGACGGAUACCUCAUCAUCAUUCAACCCAAGAAAGUGGAAGUCGCAGAAAUUCAAGAGUCACUGCUUUCGAAACACGAAUACAAGCAGUUCCGCGCCAUCUCAAAGGCAAAUACGGAAGUCAUUGAGAAAGGUGCGGAAAUAGUCUCCACGGAAGCUGUGCCGCUUGAAAAGGAAGAACAAAAUUCCGAGGUUGUACUAAUGGAAAAGUAG
This is a messenger RNA of Peronospora farinosa, 888 nucleotides long. NCBI's taxonomy places the organism in Eukaryota, Oomycota, Peronosporomycetes, Peronosporales, Peronosporaceae. The record is from the annotation of a GenBank genome assembly.